AUGGGAUUUUUGCCUGAGGUAAGACUAGAAGGUGCAGACCUGAUAUUCAUGCGCUUUGACACAGACGUGAUGUUCAUGCGUUUUGAGAAAAACAUCUUCACACAUUUUGAGUUCUUCAGUGCUGACGCUGUCUUCUGCAGGGCAUGGGUGACGUCGGACUUUGGCCCAGGUGAGCGGGGGCGGCGGCAGGCCGCGGGCGGGGAGAGCUGCCGGUGGGGCCGGGAAACGGCGUCGGUGGCGCUUCUCUGCGAACAGGUUUCUGCGACCGCGAAUACAGAUGCACUACAAGAAGCAAUUUCUGCUCAUGCAGCAAGAGAGCAAACAGCUGAAUACUCAGAUGACUUUGAGAGUGACGAAGAUGGCAUGUUAAAUGGUAUUGGGGAAGAACUUAAUGAAAGUAAUUCAGGUGCUGAAAACACUAAGAAAUCAGUCACUGUUGAGAGUUCUCUCUCAGGUGAUGAUGCUUCACAAAAAGCAGCAGAUUUGGAAAAUGAAGCUGCUGAUGACUUGACUUUAUCCUUUCAUGAAAAGAAGCUUCAGCGACUAAUGCUCUUAGAAAGUGAAAACAUACAGGAUGACAGAAAAGAUGGCGAAGAAGAAUGUUUGGAAAAUCAAAAUGAGGGUGAUGACAGAAAAGAUAAUGAAGAGUGUUCAGCUGCUGAAGAAGUACCAUGUGAUAAUACUGAAAGUGACCGCGAUAAUGACUUGCCUAUUUGUGAACCACAGAAAAAAAGAAAUCAAGAGGAAAACAAACCAAUACCAAAGCCACGGGUGCACAAAACAAGAAAUGCUUCAGCAUCAGAUCAAGAUCAGAAGAAGAUCAGCACCAGUGACUUGAAGCUGGAGGACAACGGCAGAAAAUCUCCUUCUGUGACAGAAGUAAUGAUGACCACAGUAUAUGGGAAAACAAAGAAAUUAGAGAAGUCAACAGAUGACAGUUCAGAUGAAAUGGUGAAAAUAGUGGAAGGGCAAAUAGUAACUGAUACAGUACAGGAGGUAUCAGUGAAUGAUCAGUCUGAGCAUGGGGAGGCAAAGAACACUUCAAAGGACUCUGCCAAGAAACUAGAUGAAACAAUGGAGAGAGUUCUAAAAAACCCAAAAGCUUCUUUAUCUGACAGGUCUCUGUCUUCUGCGCACUUAAAGAAAAAGGCAAAAGCUGUUCCAUCAGCUGCACCUAUUUCAUCUCAAUAUCUGGGAACAUUAAAGGUGUUGGAGGAUAAACGUGUGCAGAAAAACAGUACAAAAUUUGACAAAGCAGAUAGUUUACGAGCAGCUGUUUUCCAGAAUUGGUUGGAAAAGAAAAGGGUCUUUCUACUGGAAUUAAAGAGAAUUGAAAAGAAGAAAGCUGAAAAUCUAAGGAACGAUACUGAAAAGAAAGAAGCCGUUAAAAGACAGGAAGCAAUUGCAUCUUUUGAAGCCUGGAAAAAAAAGAAAGGAAGAGAAGCAAAGAAGUUAAGUGAAAAAAAGAAGCUUGAGGAACUUAAGACAAAGAACGCAGCAGAACAGAAUGAGGAGAAAACAGAAGCAGCACAGAAGGCAUUCGAAAAAUGGAAAGCAAGAAAAGCAGAGUAUUUAAGAGAGCAAAGCAGAAAGGAAAAACAAUCUGAAAGAAUCAGGAAGAAGAAAGAAGAGGAACUGGUUGCAGAGAAGAAGAGAGACAGCAUGUCAGCAGUUGAAAAAUGGAAUGAAAAAAAGGGAGAAUAUAUGAAACAGAAGAAAGCAGAAAAAAUCCUAGAGAGAAGAAAGCAAGAAAUACAACAGGCAAAGAAGGAAGAAAAAAAUAAAAAGGCUAUGGAGGAAUAUGAAAGAUGGCUGGAAAAGAAAGAGAAGAGAGAGCAGCUUGAGAAGAAGCAAAAGAAGUUGCAGGCUGUCCAUGGGGAUGAAGUGCCUUCUCCCUGGAGUCCACCUGGCAAAGUCACAUAUUCAAGAAAUUACUGA
This is a messenger RNA of Pygoscelis adeliae (Adelie penguin), 1938 nucleotides long. It is a transcript of the gene MAP9, whose product is annotated as microtubule-associated protein 9. The record is from RefSeq and is a predicted model, not a curated record. The coding region runs from base 1 to 1938 and encodes 645 amino acids. Gene Ontology annotation, cellular component: astral microtubule. Gene Ontology annotation, biological process: mitotic spindle assembly; mitotic cytokinesis; regulation of mitotic cytokinesis. Gene Ontology annotation, molecular function: microtubule binding. NCBI's taxonomy places the organism in Eukaryota, Metazoa, Chordata, Aves, Sphenisciformes, Spheniscidae. The transcript has 13 exons.